AUGGCUGUUCAGGGGUCCGGUUGGACCCACACGGAACGUAUGGGAGAAAUUCAAGCUUUUUACCAUUUGUUUGAAGCUUUUCAUGCAUGGAUCAAUGGUCUACAUCAUGCUGCUUCUAGACGUGGAUAUGUUGAUACUGAUGCAGGUGUACAUUUAAAGCAAAAUGUUUUAAUUAAAUCAAUGUCAAGUGUUACCGGCACAGUUGAAAUGAAUACAAUUAUUAUUGGCAAUCAAAAACAACAACAGGAUGAUGAUGAGUCUCAAUUAUUACAAGAUAAAUUGAAUUUAAGUUUUUCAAAACCAAAUGCAGUCUGGGUACAAGAAGUUAAGAAAGUACAAGAUGUUCAAGAUCUUGAGUUCUUGAAAUUUCUUGAAUUCUUACAUAUUCUUACCAAGAUCUUGAAUCCAGAUCUUACUGAAAAUUUUCAAGAAGUCAAGAUCUUGGUUACAAGAAGUUUCACUAGUGCUUGUCGAAGCUGA
This is a messenger RNA of Didymodactylos carnosus, 480 nucleotides long. The record is from the annotation of a GenBank genome assembly. NCBI's taxonomy places the organism in Eukaryota, Metazoa, Rotifera, Eurotatoria, Philodinida, Philodinidae.